UUGGGUUCCCUCUAACUUCCGACGAGUGGAGGUUGCCUCUGAUUCGUCCAUCUUUCCUGGAAGGUUCGACUGUCGUCACAUCUCGAGAGAAGAAUCUCCUUUCCUCAAGCUCCAAGUCGCCCGAACUGUGCUCGCCGCGUCUCCUGCGUACGCGUUACCUCUGACGGUAAACCUUUUCGUUGUUCUCGGAUGUCGUUACACACCGCGCAAAUGAACCCAAAAACGUUCAAGAGACUCUCGAAUGCAAAGAUGAGAGAUGAGAUGAAGAAGAUCGGUCUUGAUGAAACAGGACGGAAGGUCACAUUGGUCGAGCGUUAUGAAGCGUGGUGGAUCGCGACAUCUGAGGGCCAGGAAUCCGAGCUUGCACAAGAGCCUCGAACAGCUGGCUCAAGCAAGAAAUCCGACGACUCAGUCGGUGGCCGGGCCGGAAUUCUCUCAGUGCUCCUUUUCCCACACGCUACCAAGAUCUCCGCAGCCACGGCUUCCUGUCUCACGUUGCUGGAGUACGGGAAAAAAGGCGAAUUCAAACUGAAAGACACGACAGAGGAUCUCUCAAGUUUUCUCAUAGACGUCAAGAUAUUCGUUGAAAACUGGGUAGGCGCGCAGCGGGAGGUCACGCCUGCAACAAGCUCCAAUAUUGCAAGAAAUAUUUAUGAAUUGGAAGCUCAGCUGAGUAAACGUCUUUCAUUGUCGCCCGUCGACCCGGAUAUCGUCGGACUGUUAACGCGUUGGGGUCUUCGUGACGUUGAGCCUGCCAUAUCUCCUCCCAACUACGACGAAGUGUCCACAACGCAGAAACCUCGCGAACAGCUUACUGCAUUACGAAAAGAACUUCAUAUCGUGGAGAACGCCAUGAGAUUCAGACUCUCUAGGUGGCUGACAUCCUUCCCGGGCGAAAGCGUUGACCAGGUGUCCUGGCCCACAUCCUUCAGUAUCGAAGAGAAAAACGCAAUGAGGGAGUUCAUCAGGCGCCAGAUGAGUGUGGAGAUGUGGAUAGAAGAGAGAAGCAAUGAAGAUAUCGCCAUUGAUGUGACGGAAAUCCGAAAUUCCGAAGAAUUCGAGAAAUUCCCUGUCGUCAAGGGCAAGGCUGCAAGCAUCGUUACUCAAAUUCUCAAAGAACUCCGCAACACGAAGACUCGCAGUGAAUCCCGCAGUGAAAACCGCAGAGCCAGAAAGAGCGAUAGCAGUAUAACAAGUUCUACAAACAGUACGGUUUCAACCAAUCCUUCCUCCACAAUCUCUUCUGGUGCGUCCGAUUCGACUAAGCGGGCGCGAGAUGAGGACGACGAUGCGCUGGGCGAGGCCGCAGAUUCCAGAGCUCUUCAUGCGCAUUCUCGCAAGAGGGCGCAGAACUAGGAUUCAACAUGGAUGCGGAGUUUUUCUUUCUUAACCGCAUGAUCCCCUGUGGAAUCCGCGGGUCUUUAUGUCACGUUCUAAUCGAGCAGCGCAGAAGAUUCAAGUGUGCGGUCAUCUCUUUUCCACAACUUUGCAGUAUCGUAUGUGUAUCUCAGAGGAAAUUUCUCCAUAAUUCCAUACUUUUCAAUCUAUAUUCAUUUGCUUUCCUGGGAGUCCACUGCUUCAGGACGUGAGCCAUGCGCAGGCACGCACUUCCUGUGCACUCGU
Molecule: messenger RNA, 1623 nt
Organism: Paraphaeosphaeria sporulosa
Lineage: Eukaryota; Fungi; Ascomycota; Dothideomycetes; Pleosporales; Didymosphaeriaceae
Exons: 3
Coding region: 190-1356 (388 amino acids)
Source: RefSeq, a predicted model, not a curated record